AUGGACUCCAACUCGCCGACGCGGGUGGACAGCGACGAAGAUGAGUACGACGAUGAGCGACGCCGCAGCAGCGCCAUGUACCGCAGGCGUUCGUCCAACGUCAGUGCCGCCAGCUUCAUCCAGGAUGUAGAGAUGGCGGACGAUGAAAUCUUCUCUGGUCCUACGAGCGAGAGUGUUCCGACCGCCUAUGGCUCGUUCCUCCACCGUCGCUCUCGUGCUGGAUCUACUGCCAGCUUCGCCUACUACGAGGAAGAGCGUGACUUCGAUUCAGAGGAGGGAGUUCCUGAGGAGGCCAUCUACGACGAAGACGACUUGGAAAGACAAAGUCUGAAUGGCGAAAACACUUUCCUCGAGCCAGAAUUGGACGAUUCCACCCAAGACGGCGGCGAGAGUGCAUCGAUGGACUCCAGACCUCGCAAAUACAGUCGAAAGAGCUCGGGAUACUCUAGAAGUUCGAGGCACUCGGGUGAAUCUAGGAGAUCGCCCGACAGUCCUCUUCUGCGGCGGUACCAUUCAGGAGGCUCGCAGGACAGUGGCUUUGGUGGUGGGUCAAGGAUGAGCCAGAAAAUCUACAUCUUGACAGAGGAUAUGACCAUUGUGGUUGCUGGCUUCAAGACAUCCUUGAUCGGCUUCGCACUUUAUAUCUGCAUCGGUGUCUGCACGGGUGGACUUGGCUACCUCCUCUUCCGCUGGCUUCCCAAGUGGUACGUACGCAUGACUGGCAAAGCCACACCAUUGGGAGAAUGCGAUUGGGUCGUGAUUGAGAAUCAAUGGAGCGAGAUGGAGGUCAAGGAUCUGCGAAAGCAAGAGUUUGGCCAGGCGCUUUCGUCGGUAUUUGGCUACACGAAGGGUAAAUUGCAGGAUUACGACGAGUAUGAUGAUCCCAUCAUGGACGAGUUGCGAAUUCUGGACUACCGCUACAUACGUUUCUGCUACCACCCAAGCAAGGACAAGUUCGUGCUCGGCAAUACUUGGAAGGAUCCUGCAUGGACUGAUGUGACCGCCGUGCGUGCGGGUAUCGAUGGUGAAGAGCAAGAAGUGCGAGAGCGUAUCUUUGGCAAGAACUCAAUCGAUCUUGAGCAGAAGACCAUUGGUCAGCUCUUGGUUGACGAGGCCUUCCAUCCGUUCUACGUCUUUCAGAUCGCCUCGUUGAUCCUGUGGUCUCUGGAUGAGUACUAUUACUAUGCUGCCUGCAUCUUCGUCAUCUCUCUUGUGAGUAUCACCACUACCCUGAUCGAGACGAGACAGACGAUGAAGCGCCUGCGAGAGAUUGCACGUUUCGAGUGUGACAUUCGAGUGCAAAGAGGUGGCUUCUGGCGAUAUGUUGAUUCGAGCGAACUGGUGCCCGGAGACGUGUACGAAGUCACCGAUCCAAACCUUGAUACCUUGCCGUGUGAUAGUCUGCUACUUUCUGGGGAUUGCAUCGUCAACGAGAGCAUGCUCACUGGAGAGUCCGUUCCAGUUUCGAAGACUCCGGCUAACGACGAUACACUCGAGAUGCUUACUCCAGGUGCAUCGACAAUGCACGCGGACGUAGCAAAGCACAUGCUUUUCAGCGGAACCAAGAUCAUCCGUGCAAGAAGACCCCAAGACGAUAAAAGCGAUGAGGCCGCAGCGUUGGCACUUGUUGUCAGGACCGGCUUCAACACAACGAAAGGUGCUUUGGUUCGAUCCAUGCUGUUUCCAAAGCCAUCCGGCUUCAGCUUUUACCGCGACUCUUUUCGAUACAUCUCAGUCAUGGCUGGCAUCGCUGGUCUCGGCUUCAUCGCGUCCCUCGUCAACUUCAUACGUCUGGGUCUGGCGCCACAUCUUAUCAUCGUUCGUGCUUUGGAUCUCAUCACCAUCGUGGUACCACCUGCACUGCCUGCCACGCUGACAAUUGGCACGAACUUUGCAUUGCAGCGACUGAAGGGCAAGAACAUCUUCUGCAUCAGUCCUCAGCGAGUGAACGUCGCGGGCAAGAUCGAUGUCAUGGCCUUCGACAAGACUGGGACGUUGACGGAAGAUGGUCUGGAUGUGCUUGGUGUCAGGGUUGUAUCGCGGCCUGCCAACAGAUUCACUGACAUCUUGAGCGACUCUUCUACACUCCUGCCCGGCGCCGCCUACGAGCGUGACCCUACCAUGGACUACAAUGCGAACAAAGCCAUUCUGUACACCAUGGCAACAUGCCACUCGCUUCGGCUUGUGGAUGACAAGUUCAUUGGAGAUCCGCUUGAUUUGAAGAUGUUCGAGUUUACGGGUUGGCAGUACGAAGAAGGCUCCGAAAUGCCCGGCGGCGACGACGAGGAGGACAAUUCACUGACACCAUCUGUCGCCCGACCUCCACCCGGCAUGGAGUUCGACCUCGAUGAAGAGCAGGACUCGCCAAACAGCCGCAGAGCCAUCGAGCUUGGCGUGCUUAAGGAGUUUGAGUUCGUAUCACAGCUUCGCCGUGCCAGCGUCAUCGUGCGACAGUUUGGUGAGAAGAGCGGUGAUGUCUAUGUCAAGGGUGCACCAGAAGCUAUGAAGGCCAUAUGUCGGCCGGAAAGCUUUCCAGCCGAUUACGAUGACCUACUCGCAUACUACACCCACCGCGGCUACCGUGUCAUCGCUGUUGCGACAAAGCACAUCUUCAAACUGAACUGGCUGAAAGUGCAGAAAAUGAAGCGCGAGGAAGCAGAGUCAAACCUUGACUUUGUUGGCUUCAUCAUUUUCGAGAACAAGCUGAAGGAAGCCACGACGGAGAUCAUUGAGGAGCUGAACGAAGCCAAUAUCCGCACUGUCAUGUGUACUGGAGACAACAUCCUGACUGCGAUCAGUGUUGCUAGAGAGUGUGGCUUGAUUGACCGCUCAGCCCACUGCUUCGUACCGCACUUUGUUGAAGGAGAUGCGCAAACUGCACUGUCGAAGCUAAGCUGGACCAGUGUUGACAAUGCUGUUUACGAACUCGACGAGAACACUCUGAAGCCACUCCCGCCACCUGCCGAACACGACUCAUCUCUGCCAUACGACGUAUCGAACAUCCGCAACUACUCCGUAGCCGUCAGUGGCGAUGUGUUCCGCUGGAUCAUCGACUAUGCCUCACCGAAGGUGCUCCGCGAGAUGCUAGUGAUUGGCCAAGUCUUCGCACGCAUGUCGCCAGACGAGAAGCACGAGUUGAUUGAGAAGCUACAAAGCAUCGACUAUACUGCCGGCUUCUGUGGUGAUGGUGCCAACGACUGUGGUGCGCUCAAAGCAGCAGACGUCGGCAUUUCGCUUUCUGAGGCCGAAGCUUCUGUUGCUGCGCCGUUCACGAGCCGUGUCUUUGACAUCUCCUGUGUGCCAACAGUCAUUCGAGAGGGACGUGCUGCGCUAGUGACGAGUUUCAGCUGCUUCAAGUACAUGAGCUUGUAUUCGGCGAUUCAGUUCACGUCUGUCAGCUUCUUGUACGCCAAGGCCUCGAACUUGGGCGAUUUCCAGUUCUUGUUUAUCGACCUGGCGCUCAUCUUACCUAUAGCCAUCUUCAUGGGCUGGACCGGACCAUACCACAAACUUUCGGUGAAGCGACCUACUGCAAGUCUUGUCUCUCGCAAGGUCCUCACACCACUUCUAGGUCAGAUUGUCGUCUGUGUUUUAGCACAGUUCAUUGGCUGGUGGUUUGUACGACAACAACCAUGGUAUCUGCCACCCGUUGUGGACAAGAACCACUCGAACUCCAAGAACUCGGAGAACAGUACGCUCUUCUUGAUGUCGUGCUAUCAAUACAUCCUGUCCGCAAUCGUCCUCUCGGUCGGCAAACCCUUCCGCCAAUCGAUGCGCCACAACCUACCAUUCGUCGUGACGAUGCUCAUCGCGCUCGGCAUAUCGAGCUACAUGCUGUUUGACCCGGCACCAUGGCUUGAGAGACUGAUGGAGCUUACCUGGAUGUCGCCGGAGUUCAGGAUCUUUAUUCUGGUUCUGGGCGUUGGAUACUUUGCCAUGUCGUACCUGACAGAGCGACAGGUGUUCCCGCACUUGGCGAAAGCGAUCGGGAAGCUUGUGCAGAAAUUCAAUAGCACCCCGAAGAAGCGGAAGGAGUACAAGGUCAUAUCGGAGGAGAUGCGUAUAUAA
Molecule: messenger RNA, 4068 nt
Organism: Fulvia fulva
Lineage: Eukaryota; Fungi; Ascomycota; Dothideomycetes; Mycosphaerellales; Mycosphaerellaceae
Product: putative cation-transporting ATPase
Exons: 1
Coding region: 1-4068 (1355 amino acids)
Biological process (GO): intracellular calcium ion homeostasis
Cellular component (GO): membrane
Molecular function (GO): ATP hydrolysis activity; ATPase-coupled monoatomic cation transmembrane transporter activity; P-type ion transporter activity
Source: RefSeq, a predicted model, not a curated record